Messenger RNA from Penicillium cinerascens, 17628 nucleotides. RefSeq names its product involucrin repeat protein (gene lah). The transcript has 3 exons. The record is from RefSeq and is a predicted model, not a curated record. Bases 1 to 17628 code for a protein of 5875 amino acids. Lineage: Eukaryota; Fungi; Ascomycota; Eurotiomycetes; Eurotiales; Aspergillaceae.
AUGUUCAAGGCCCUCAUGGGCGGGGGCCGGUCCUCCGACGCCCGCAGUACCACCAGCUCCAGCUCCAAGAGCCGUCGCAAGUCCGAUUCCAAGUCUUCACAUAGCCGCAAAUCCUCACGGGGUGACGACCGUGACCGCGGCUUGGGUGACUUGUCGGCCUACGAGCCCUCGGCUACUGGCAGCAAGCGCGGAACGUCCAGUGUGGCUGGCGACUCUGUCGCAUCCACCUACGUGACGGCCGAACCCGAAGAGAUUGAUACCUACCCUUCAAUCGUUGAGCGAACACCAAAGCGCAAAGAUAGCGACAGGGAGAACACUCGUUCCCGCCGGCACGACCGAGACCGAUCAGAAAGCAGAGACCGCGACAAGAGGAAGAGCCGCCGAAGCACCGGGGACGGAGAUGAUGACUGGGAGCGUGAGCGCGACCGUCGCGAGCGCAGGCGCACGCAGUCUGGAGAUCACAACAUGCUGCCUGUCUCCAAGUCCAUGCCGUCCAGUGCUCCAGGCGCCCAGUUUGCCGCUGAUAUUGCGGCGCCGGGCUUUUCGCAAUUCCCCAUGCAAUACGACAAUUCGAUGGCCCCGGAAUUUUCGCCCGGUCAUGUCUCUUCACCAUCGCCGUAUGAUCCUCACGUCCAGCAGCAAUUCCCCGGUCAGUUCCCAUCUGAGACCGCGAAACCUUUCCUACCUCAUAAUCCCGCCGGCGCCGCGGCGGACUACUACGGAGACCAAGGCCAAUCUGUUGCAGAGCAACCAGGUGUCCGACCGCAGAAACCACUGGUGAACAGUCAGGAACACCUGAUGGCGGCAUCGCCGUCGGCCAAUCCUCCUCCCGAGCCAAGCAGUCUUGGCCAGGUUGGUGCGGCGGCCGCGUACUUUCACGAUGCUGAACCCGUUCAGUCCCAAGGCAAGCCGUCAUCGGGAUCAUCCUCCAAGCCCCCAAAGCCUGGAAAGCCUGGAAAGCCCGGCAGGCUAUCAAAACCCUCAAAGCCCAGCAAGCCUUCCUCUUCGAGUGCUAUUCCGGCCGCAGCGGCGGCGGCGGGAGCUGCUACAUAUGGCAUUGGAAAUGCUAUGAUGUCCCACGAGGAGUCACAAUAUUCAUCGACAAGCGCAUACCAGUCCCACUCAUACUCGCAACCGGCUGUCCCAAGUACAAGCAAGCCUCCCCAUUCCUAUGGUAUCGGUACUGGUAUCGGCACUGGUAUCGGUGUCGCGGCAGCUGGCGCAGCGGCGGGCUAUAUGCUCGGCCAUCACGAUCACCCCGAGAGCACUGGAAAGCCCUCACAAUACAAUAUCCAGAACUACGAACAGUCAUCUCAAUCUGGUGUACCACCCUACGCAUCUGGUAGCAAUAAUGCGAUUAUGGCUGCCGGAGGAGCAGGCUAUGCAGCUCAUGUUGCACAUGCUGCCCAUCGUCCUGGCUAUUAUCCGGGCAGCCUUACGAUGAAUCAUCGCCACCGCGGCCCUCUGUCCAAGUUUGUGGACUUUUGGCGUGAUCCAGAGGGCGUUGGUCGAUUCGAAGAUUACACGGAGACAAUUGGCGUGUGCAAGUAUUGUUUCGACCCUCACACGACCUCCGUCGACGCGCCUCGCAAGCACCAUUACCACGGGCGCCGUCAUUCUGCUGACCGCUACAGUAGCAGCAGUAAUUCCCGAGUGAACAAGCUCAGCCGAUACCAUUCGUCGGAAGACGAGAGGGGUCGCCGAAAGAAAUCAAAGAAGUCCUCUUCGUGGUUGCCCGGAAUGCUGGCUGGCUAUGCGGCGAAGUCGAUUUUUGCUGGCAAAGACUUUGAUGAUUCUUACAGUGUUCGCUCUGGCCAGCCGUCUGGCGAUCGUACAUCUUCACAUAAUGAUACUAUGAGCUAUACUUCUCGCGGCGUUGUUCGCCGAUCUGAUCGAAACUCGUCGAGAGAAUACUAUUACAAUGACAAGAAAUCUCAACGCAAUCGCUCUCGUUCGCGAUCCUCAUCUCGAUCCGGGCGCCAUUCGUCGUUUGUGAAGGAGGCGGCCUUGGGUGCGGCAGUAGGUGGUGCCGCGCUGGCAAUCUCCAAAUCGCACCAGCGAGACCGCAGUCGAUCUCCCUCGCGAGUCCAACGCCGGAAAGAAUCUUCAUCUAGCUCCUCCUUUGUGGAUGUAUCCCGACCUGCUGCCAAGUCUGUUGGAGGAUUUACCUCCUUCUUCACCUCUUCCUCUGAGAACCGCCGGAAGACGCGCAGUAAGCGGGCGAAGAGCUUUUUCUCUUUCCGCAGCUCCUCUUCUUCCUCGCUCGACAAUGACCUGGCCUUUGGUGAUGGAUUUACGAAAAAAUCUUCCAAAGACAAGAAGACGGAGAAGAAGAAGGGCAAGAAGGGAGAAGAUGUGGAUGCUGCGCUCCUUGGGCUAGGGGCAACGGCAGCUGCUCUUGCUGCUUCUCAUUCUCAUGGCCGUAGUCGCAGCACGGGUCAGAUUCUUACUGCCAGAGAAGCUCGAUCUCGCCAUUCCAAUAACGCUUCUUCCGUCAACGAAGAUGACGAAUGGGUGGAUGCCGAGUCGGAAGACCACUCUUCCUCUAGCAUCAGCUCUGCUCUCGCCUUUGGUGCUAGCAGUGCUGAUUCCAGUUCCGAUUCGGGCAGUGGACGAUGGGGCUGGGGAUGGGGUAAGAAGAAGCAGAAGAAGGACAAGAAAUCUUCUGUUGCCGAUGCUGCCUUGGCUGCUGGCGCUGGUGCUCUUGGAGGCGCGGCCUUGGCCUCGGUGGCUCGCCGCCGCGAUAGCCGACCUUCAAGCAGUGCUGGUAGUCUUCAACAUGUCUACCCCGUCCCUACAUCUGACCCUAGCCGGUUUGGUGUUGCCAAGAUGUCUCCGUCUGUUCUGUCCAACGACCAGACACCUCUCGUUCGCCCUGGCCCUAUCCCUCUCCAGCAACCCCAGCCUAUCACACCUGUUUCCCAGGCCGUAUACAGCACCCAGGGCAGAUUGCCGGGAUCAAUUCCUGCGUAUAGCGCACCGGCUGCUGUUCCUCCUAUCUUUGCCAAUGAAUACGACCGCUAUGGACCCCAGUAUCAAGGCUCUCGCGAUGCGGCCUGGCGCCCGGAAGAUGCUAGCUAUGUCGAGCAUCGCCAGCCGCAUAGAAGCAACUCUUCUCCCGUGUUCCCUAUUCAGGAGAGCUCUGUCUCAACACCAAAGCGCCGCUCUACUAUCAAGGACCAAGCUUCUGUGUCAUUCAACCUGACGGAAGAACAGGCGGAACGCGAGCGCCGUCUCAGUCUCAGUAGACGUGAGACGGAACCACGGGAUGAUUUCAGGGACGAGCCUGUCCAAUUGGUUGAUCGGGAAGAAGAAUUGGCUCGACAGGAAUCUGAGCGCCGUGAGCGUGAUCGCGAGCGUCGUCGCAAGGACAGAGAGGACGAGAAGCGCCGAAUUGAUAGUGAGAAGGAGAAGGACUCCUCCAAAUGGGUUGAAGCAGCUGCAAUCGGUGCCAUAGGUGUUGCUGCUGCUAGCUCAAUGAUGUCUCACAAGAAGGACGGUGAACUCGCAUCGGAAGCUAGCUCCAAACGUCGCGACGCCCGAGAGCGACGUCGCGCUGAGCGCCGGGCUGAAUCAUCAAUCGUUUCCAAGUCUGAUGUUGUUGAGCCUGUUGAGGUGAAGCAGACGCCCGUGGACAACACAGACUACCGAGACACGUCCUCUCCCCAACGGAGCCCUCGCCCAGCCCAGGUAUAUGACGACUAUGCCGAGUUCUUUGCGCCCGAAGAGCUGCGACACAGUACUGUCGAGCAUUCGGGCCGGCGUGGGUCUGGUGAUUCCAACGAUAAACCGGAGAUCGUUGAAGUUGUUCCUGCCAGUGAACGCGAGAAGGAAGAGGCCAAGGACGAGCCCACCGACCUUCCCCAGUUCGGUCCUGAACCUUAUGAAGAUCGUGAUCAUCUACCGUGGCCGGUUCCACGGCUUAACUUCAUUGAUCCUACUCCUCCCCACAGUAUCAAUGGGUCUGCUCUCGGUAUUUCAUCGCCCAUUGUGGGACCCCAAGAAUCUCGUGAUGAAACCCGAGAGGUGGCCCGUGAAGAACCCCGUUCAGAGCCUCGCCCAGAGCCCCAUGUGGCUCGCGGUGAAGAAGAGGCCAAGCCGCGUGAACGGCCUACGACCGGCUCUCGGGUGUCCUGGGGACCUCAUUCAACUCACGAGUACGAGGUUCCCUCUUCUUCCGAACCCGAGUUCUCUCCUACACCCGAGGACUUCCAAGACAUUUCAAUCGAUUUCCCCGAGAAAGAGAAAGAAAAGUCAAAGGGUGCCGGCAAGGCUGAUUUCGGCGAUGAUAUCGAGUUUGCUGCAACGGUCGCUGCCGCAACCGAAGCAGCUGGAUUCGAUCCAUCCUUUGUGGUCGAUGACCCCAAGUAUCACAAGCGUACUUCUCCUCCCGGGUCGGAGGAUGAAGGGACGUUCUCGCACACCUCCAGAUGGAACGCUGAGCGGGACCAAUCCCACGGCUUCGUCGAGGGCGAAAUUGAAAGCCCCGAGCGGCCUAAGUCCAGAGAUGUUGAUACAUCCAAGCAUAUCAUUGAUCAAGAUCCUUUCUACGCCGAGCCCGAAUCUUUCACCAAAGAUAAUGGCAAAUCAUCAUCCAAGCGUCGGGAAGGUAGCUCAAUUGCCGGGGAAGCUACUGAGAAGCUUAAUGGAAAGCACGCAAGAUCCAGUUCUCCCGAGAACGACGUGCUCUCUAUGCCAGGCGGCUUUGACAGCUUUGAUACCUCUCGAGAGAUUGACGCGCGUGAUGACACUCGCUCUGUUUUCUCUGCCCCUCCCGUAGGAGAAUCCGAGAGGAAGUCCAAAUCCAAGAAGUCUCGUAGCGGUGACGAUCUUGACUUGUCUCGUGAUUUGCCUGGCGAAUUGUCCCGCGACUUACCUCGUGAUACUGCUUCGCCAACUCUUGAAGACGCUGAAGUCGACGACAAGGAGAAGAAACGCCGGAGGCGUCGCUCAAAGCAGGAUAGCGAUACGUUCUCGAUCGAUGAUGAUGCUAGAUCCGCCAUCACCUCAAUUGAAGAUAUCGAGAAGUCUGAGCGCCGAAAGCAUCGUUCCCGAUCAUCGCGGGACUUUGAUGAUACCGUGUCCAUCUCUUCUUCUCCCGCCAAGUUUGACGAUGCCAAGGCCCCCAGAACUCCUUCUGAGGACGACGAGAAGUCCGAACGUCGCAAGCAUCGUCGCUCGAAGCCUGAUAGUGACACAUUUUCAGUGGACGAUGACGCUAGAUCCACUGUCACUUCAAUUGAAGACGGUGACAAAUCGGAGCGUCGGAAGCAUCGCCGCUCCAAGCGGGACAGUGAUACCUUCUCGGUCGACGAUGACGCCAGAUCUGCCAUCACUUCAAUUGAUGAUCUCGACAAGUCCGAGCGCCGGAAGCAUCGUUCCCGAUCAUCGCGGGACUUUGACGAUACCGCGUCCAUCUCCUCUUCUCCUGCCAAGUUUGAUGAAAUAGGGGAGAAGCGACGCAGUAAGGAUGACAAGGAGAAGGACAAGGGCCCCCCCGGUGGAUUGUUCCGGAGUCUCUUUGGCUCGCGGGCCUCAGAGCCAACGCAGUCACGAUCCUCCCACCGGUCCUCCUCCCUGGACAAGCGCCCAUCUCGCGAGGCCAUGUCCGAAGCUGGAGUUGAUGAUGAAGGGCGCCGCCGCAAGAAGAAGCAUCGCAGCUCCAGUGGAGGAGAUAGCUUGGUUGAUUACGGAUCGGACAAGGAGUCUGUCCGGAGUUCCCGGAGUGAGGCGAACCUGGAGGAGUACAGAUCCAGCAGACAGAAGAAGGAAGAGCGUCGUCGACACAAGUACGAGGAUAUUGUUGAUUCGGGGAGACGUCGGGAAUCUGAGAAGGACGCAAAACCUUCCGACUAUAAUGAAGACAGCGACAAGUCUUUUUUAGGGGAUCGCCCCGAACUACCAGCCGCGGCUGAGCGCGACCAAAGUGGUGCUUCGGGGUUUGAAGACUCGGCGGAGAAAGGAGUAGCUAUCGCUGCUGGCCUAGGAUUGGGAGAGGAGAUCCUACACCAGCUAUCUCGAAGCCGGUCUACCUCCCCUCCCGCCGCUGAGAAAGCUCUAGACCUAGCCCCGAGGUCCCACAGUAGACCAUCAUCGCCGGAAAUAGUCCGCGAUAGGGACGAGUCUCCUAGGGGACGCCGUCCAUCUCUGGCUCGAUCGGUCACCGAGUCUCCUACAGCAGUGCCAUUGCACUUCCGCCGUCCGCCAACUUCCCCAGGUCUGUCGCGCGCAGUCCCUGUUAGUGGAUCUCCGACUGCUGCCACUGUCUCACCCGGCUCACCCACCCAGCCUCGCCACCGCCGCUUAAACUCCGUUGAGUUCAGAAACUCUCGCGAAAUCCGUCCUCUGUGGCUGGUCGAACGCCAUGGAGCAGCCAAGGGCGAGACCGCCGAAGCCGACGAGCCAUUGCCAUCGCUUCCAUCCAGCAAGACAUCCUCCCGCGCGCCGUCGAUUGAAGACCUCCGAGCACUCAAUGAUGAAGACGCCAUUCAAAGCUGGGAUGCAGUUGACUUCAAUCAAUCCCUGUCCGAGAAGCGCCGACCGGCUGGUCUAACCAUCUCAACUGAGCGAGCCAACGAAGAAGGCGAAGCCGACCUACUUGAUUCCCAGCAAGUAACCCCGACAGCCGCGGGCUAUGGUGCGGAUGCAGCAUCCGCCAAGAAGGAAAGGCUCAGCUACGAAUUCCAUUCUCCUUCCGAACUUCUUCAGGAUCCCAGCGCAUAUCUGGACAUGCCUCCUUCGCCUACCAUGGAGGCUCUUCCUUCAGCCGAGGGGUCUGUAAUUGGAUUACAGGAUUCCAGCGAAGAUAAUGGCCAGCAACAGACAAGAGACCUUGAUCUGCAGCAGACCGAGUCUCAGAAGGAGGUCGGUACACCUACGCAAGAAAAGUCAUUCUUUGACAAUUUCGGGUCCGGAUUCGCCGGUGUUGUCGGUGCGGCUGCUGCUGCUGCUGUCACAGGAGGCAAGAAGCCCGCUCAAACGGGUGACAAGGAACCCGCAAAGCCUGCUGCGGAGAUUACUCCUACCACCACUGCUCAAUUCGGAGGAUUUGGCGAUAUUGUCGAUGCCGCCGUUUUCAAAAAGGUUUCUCAUGGCAAAGGCCCUGUCGAUGAAGAGCUAGGAGAGCCUGGAACUGCCGUUGAAGAACAGCCCUCGCAGCUGGAAUCUAGCAAGGAACUUGCUCCUGAGACAACGGGGCCAGCUAGUGAGCCUGCUCAGCCACAAACAGAGGAGCCGCUCGUCGAGGAAGUUGCCACUACAUCUUCUUCUAAGAAGAAAAAGAAGAAGAAGGGGAAGAAGGGUCAAAAUCAGAGUGUUGACGAGACUCCUUCUGAGCCUGCACCGCUUUCUGAAGAGCAGGGCCUUGCUGUGGAAGCAACUGAAGGCGAGGCACGUUCUAUUGAGUCGGAAGCUGCCCAUGCUACCGUGGAGCAAGAUACAACUGUUCAGCCUGAGCCGGAAGCUGAACAGGCACUGGUUUCUAAGGAAGUUGAAGCCGAGACUUUGCCUGCUGAAGCUGCCGAAAGUACUGAAGCCAUCACAACUUCUGAGCCUGAAGCUUCUGCUGCCCUUGCCGAGCUCGAGCCCGUGGAGCCAGUUACCAUUCGCGAGAGCCAGCCCGAGCCAGCAACUUCUGAAAAUGUUUCCACCGAGUUUGAGGCUCCUAUGACUGCAGCUGAAAAGCGGAAGGCCAAGAAGGCGGCUAAGAAGAAGGCCAAGAGCAUCUCUUCUGCAGACGAGAUUGGCAGUGCAGCUCAGCCAUCUUAUCCUGCUGUUCCCUUCGAAGAGACCCAGGUCCAAGAAGAAAAGGGGAUGCCACAGGAUGUCAGUCUUCCUGAGGCUCCUAAGAGCGAACAAGGUGACUCCGAGUUCCACGACUCUCGCGAAACUGCAGAGACCGUGGAGCCAGCUCCUUCUGAAUAUGUGAGCAAGGAACUUGAAGAGGCAGCCUUGGAAGCACAAGAUAUUGACUUGCCUCAGUCUGCCCCUACGGAACCCGUUGAAGAACCUCAGACCGUGGAGCAGAUCUUUGAGACAUCGGAGGAAGUCACUCCUACUCCCGCAUCCGAUGACACUCCAGCGGAGAAGACUGGCGAGGCAGAUGAGGACAACUUCCAGGAGGCCGUUGAGGAGCAGGCCGAACAAGCGAAAGAGCUUCCAUCCGAAGCAGCUGGCGGCAUCACCGAAACCACCAUCCCAGUCGAGCCACAGCAGACUGAGCCAGUAGCAUUAGCCGAACCCGAGCCUGAAGUUCCAAUGACCGCUGCGCAAAAGAAGAAGGCCAAGAAAGACAAGAAGAAGAACCGCAAAUCUGUCUCCUUCGACGAGGCAGAAACGUCAACUGAGCCAAAUUCUGCUGCGGAUCCUGAGCCAGAGGAGACCAAGGAUCUUGAACCUGAGCAAUCAACUUCCAGCGAGCCUGUUGAUACUCAGGUUCCUUUGGCGGACGGUGAGACACAGUCUUCUGGUCCUGAAUUAGUGGCCAAGGAUGCAUCCGAACUACCCACUGAAGAGGCUGUGACUGCUCAAGAACCAGAGUUUGUUCCUUCGGGUGAUGUCGAGCCAUCAACAACUAUUGAGCCGGCUGAGCCCACUGAGCCCACUGAGCCCAUUGAGCCCACUGAGGAAAUGCCAGAGCCUCCUCUUGCUGAGCCCGAACGCGCGCCUGAGGCCGAGCCUGAAUUCCCUAUGACUGCGGCGCAGAAGAAGAAGGCUAAGAAAGACAAGAAGAAGAAGAAGGCCAACCAGAGUAUCUCUUCUAUCACUGACGACGAAAAGCCUGCCGAACCCGAGUCUGCGGACUCUCAGCCCGAGGCCGAGCCAGCACUUGAGGCCACUGCUGCUCCUGAUGCCACUCCAGAAAUUGCUUCGGCUGCCGACGGAAUAGCAGCGGAUGUGGCUUCUCUGAAAGAAACCAAGGAGCUUCCAGUUGAUUCCGAGCAGCCGCAGGAGGAGCCAAUUGCUAGCCCUACCGCAGAUGCUAGCGAAGAAGCUCCCGUCCAAGAUGCUGUUGCCGAGCCCUCGGAAGUGCAGCCUGAAGCGCCGCGAGAAAUGCCCAUGGAGGAGGUCCCCGCUGAGCCUGAAUUCCCUAUGACUGCAGCCGAAAAGCGGAAAGCCAAGAAGGCGGCUAAGAAGAAGCAGCAGCAGCAAGGAAGCCUGAGCUCUAUUGCCGACGAGACGCCUGCCGCUGAGACUACCUCUGCUCCCGAGGCUGAAGUAAUUGACACAACUAAGGAUAUUGAGGCUGCUCCCGAAGCCGAGAUACCAGUUGUGGAAGAGGUUCCUGCUCCCGCAACUGAGACUGAAGCUGUUGAGCCCGCCAGUGACGUCCCCGCCCCGGCUGAUGCUCCUCAGGAAGAAGAAGAAGAAGCGGAGGCCGAAUCUUUUCAGACCGAACAGCCCAAGGAGGAGGAUUCGACCCUAGCUGCUGCUGUCGAGACUGUUCCUGAAAUUGUGGAGCCUGAACCCUCAAGGGAAGAACUGGAAGCUGCUUCUCCCACGCCAGAUGCACCAAUGACUGCCGCGGAGAAGAAGAAGACCAAGAAGGCCAAGAAGAAGCAGCAGAGGCAGUCCGUGGAUUUCGAAGACCAGACUGUUUCCACCGAACAGCAGGAUACAGAGAAUACUGAGGAUCCUCUUCCAGAGACCGAGGCCGCAGUUCCUGAACCUACAACAACAGAGGCAGAAAGCGAUUCUAAGGCCGAAGCCAAGCCUGGCGACGUGGAAGGCCAGGCCGCUGCUGAUGUUGAGAAGGAUGCUACGGCGGAGCUGUCUACCGAGGAUGCGCCAAAUACCUCUGAACCAUCGCCUGAGACUACUGCAGAUGUCCAAACCGUGACUGAAGAAGCUGUAGCCGAGGCUGCACCCGUCGACACUCUUGCGGAAACUACCCAGGAGAAGAACAAGGAUGUUUCUGCGGAGGGUCAACCCACAUCGGACCAGUUACUUGGCGAUAAGGCUGUUGAAAGUACUCCCGAACAGCCUACCGAUGAACGGGCUAUAUCUGAAGAGGCUGCACCGGAUACUACUGCAAUUGAAGAGACAGCAACUCCCGUUUCCGCGGACGAUGCACCUACAGAGGAGAUUGAGGUUCCUAUGACCGCUGCUCAGAAGAAGAAGGCUAAGAAAGACAAGAAGAAGCGCCAGUCUCUUGCUCUUGCUGAAGAGUCCCAGCUUGAACCCCAACCUGAGCCAGUCAAGGAAGAGCCUGUCGAGCCUGCCGAGUCUGCCGAGCCAGCUUCCGCCGAGGGUGCUUCUGCCGAAGCCGUUGAAACCACCCCUUCCACAGAAAACGUCGAAGCUUCUGUUUCCGUUGAGGAACCUGCUCCUGAAGAGGUCACCAAAGAUGAACCCAUGCUCGAAAACCAGGUCGCCGAGUCCGACGCGCCGGUUGAGCCUGAACCUGAGCAGGAGGUCCCAAUGUCUGCGGCGCAGAAGAAGAAAGCCAAGAAAGAGAAGAAGAAGCGACAAUCUAUGGGUCUGGAGGAGUCACAACCUGAGCUGCAGCCCGAACCGACGAAGGAGGAAGAGGCCACAGGGCCUACGUCCGAGGAGCCUGCCUCUACCGAGAACGCUGAAGCUGCUGCUGUCGAAGAGCGAGUUCCGGAUGAAAUCACCAAAGACCAGCCAGCUCUUGAUGAGUCUCCCCCUAAGGAGCCCCUCGCUGAAGAGCCCUUCGCUGAGGCAGAGGCCACAACCGAGCCUGAGACUGAGUUUGAAGUCCCGAUGACUGCAGCCCAGAAGAAAAAGGCCAAGAAGGAGAAGAAGAAGCGCCAGUCUAUGGGGCUUGAAGAGCCACAGCCUGAGCCAGUUAUUGAAGAGCCCGCUGACGUUGCUCCUAGUGAGCCUGCUGAGACGCCUGCAUCGACCGGAAACAUUGAAGCUGUCGAUGAGGCAGCUCCGGAGGCUACCAGAGAUGUCGCGGCCCUUGAUCAGCCCGUCUUUGAGUUCGAGACUCCAGCGGAGCCUGGCAGCCCAGCCGAAGCCGGGCCUGAAAUCCCAAUGACCGCUGCGCAAAAGAAAAAGGCCAAGAAAGACAAGAAGAAGCGCAAGUCUGUUGCCUUUGAGGAUGAAGCUCAGCCUGAACAAGAAGCCUCUACUCGCGCCGAAAAUGUCGAAAACCAGGACCAGCCAACUGUUGAUGCUACUUCCAGCCAAGAAUUGACGGAGACUCUCGUUGAUACCGAGCAACCCGUCGAGUCAUCUACAGAAAAAGAUAUUGCCGAGCACGAGACAAGAGUUGUGGACACGACCGAAAAUGUCCCAGGCACCGAGGAGCCUGCUACCCCUGAAGCUCCAGUCAACGCGCCCGAGUUUGAGCCCGCAAUUCAGCCCGACGAGAAGGCCGAGUCUCCCGAAGAGCCUUCUCAGACUGCCGAAGACGAAGAAACACUGGAUUGGGCCUCAUUGUCGGCCAAGGAGCGCCGCAAGCUCAAGAAAAAGGAGAAUAAGAAGGGCAAGUCCGUAGACUUGAGUGAAGAAGUCUCUUCUCCUUCUACUGAGGCGCCCCAGGAAACGCAGGAGCCUGACAGCGAAGCUUCCACGCCAGAGAGAAUCGAUGUCUCCUCGCCGGCCGACAAGGAUAUUGCAAACGCUGAGGAAGACCAGUCCCCCAAGACUAUUGACGCCGAGGUCUCCGAAGAAAAGAAUGUGGGAGCGGAGAGCGAUCCCGCCGAGACAGCCGAACCUGAGAUGACCACCAAGCCCAAGGAUGACGAAACGCCCGCCGCAGAGACCGCAGCUGAGCUCGAGCCUGCCCCAUCAAAGGAAUCAGAGGAACCUGAAUCUGAGGCUGGCCUAUCGGCUAAAGAGCGCCGCAAGCUGAAGAAAAAGGAGAAGAAGCGCCAAUCAAGGAACCUCGAUGUUGACGACAAUCCUCCCGAAACCGAAUCGGCACAAGACUCGCCUGUGCCCGAGACUGCCCCCAUCGAAUCUUCGCCUGCCGCCGAUGAAAUCGAGAAAUCAUCCUUAGACAAAUCGGAUACAUGGGAAAUCACUGAACCCGUGACGGCACCCUCGCCUGCGGAGAAUGACGGUAAAGAACAUCAGUCCCACGACAUUGAAACGCCCAACACACCGGCUCAAGAUUUGGCUUCGACUGAUGAGUUCUUAUCUUCGCAGGUAGAGCAGCCGCAGUUAGAGAGUCCUUCUUCAGAUUAUCCUCCCCAACCCGUGCUUGAGCGUUCAAUUGAUUUUGGCGAUGCGCAGAAAGAGAAGGAUGCUGUUGGUCCUAUCCGGGAGGAGGAGGUCUCGAUCGUCAAGGAGACGCCAACUGGUGAUAUUGAAGGUGACUUGGAACACCCGGGGGUAAGUGCCUCGAAGGAUGCGACUGUGGAGGAUACGAAAGUGGGUGACCUUGGAAUUAUGAGUGUGGAGGAGUCGUCAUUACCGAAUGAAGAGGAGGAUAUUCAGAAGGAGCCCCAACAUGAGGCACCUGGGUCAUCUACUGAGGCUGAAGUGGAUGCCCCUGCAUCUACUGAGCAAGAGCCAUCUACAGAAGAAGCUUCCGAGACAAUUGUGUCUCAGAAACAAAGGAAGAAGGACAAAAAGAAGAAGCAGAAGCUGCAGGAGGAAGAGGAGGUGAAGAUUGAGGAAGAUGUCCCGGUUCCGGAGGAAGCGCCAGCAACUACAGAAACGGAGCAGCCAGAAUACGAUCUUCCCAUCCCUGAGGAAACAGAGACCAAGGAGCUUCCCGAGCCUGAGGUUGCGCCAACUGAAGAACUUGAGACCGCUCCGCUUACCGAGGAGUCUCCGGCAAAACAAGCUGAAGAUGUCGCGUCUCCUACGCCUCAGCCUUCCGAAUGGGCCGAAUCCUCCAAGAACGUCAACCCCAUUGAGGAUGAGCCUGCUACUGAAGAACAACUCGAAGAGGCGCCACUCUCAAGAAAGCUGAGCAAAAAGGAGAAGAAGAAGCAUCGCCAAGCUCUUCUUGCCCAGGAAAAUGUGGAAGAAGCUGCCGAGGACCAGCCUGCUCCUGAACCUACCAAGGCUUCUGACCCUGUUUCUGAACUGGCAGAAGAGGCGGCAGCACCUGCGGAUGAUCAAAAAGAUGACAAGUCUUCUGAUGUAUUCGACAAAACCACAGUGCGGGCCCCUGAUGCUGUUGAGGAUGCUUCGAAGGAUGUGGUUCCAACUGCCAGUCAAGAGGUUGAGCAAGCAGAGCCUGCUCUAGAACGUGCGACCGAAGAGACGGGACAAGCUCCGGUUUAUACUGAAGAGACCCCCACCGAAACUUCAGUGGAGCCUCAAGAGUGGCCUACCGUCACGAGAAAGAUGAGCAAGAAAGAAAAGAAAAAGGCCGCCGCCGUGGCUGCCGCUGCCACUGCCGCGGCUGCUGCUGCUGCAAUUGAGGAAGAGAAGCCUGUAGAGCUGGAGCCAAACCUGGAUAAGCCACCGGUCUCUGAACAAGUUCCCGAGACUUCAAAGGAUGAGGGUUUGGCCGAGGAUUCUCUGCAAACUGGCCCCGAUCCGAGCGCGGAGGUCAUUGGGAAGCCCACCGAGAUAGCUGAGCCACAGACUGACAUUCUUGGGCAAGGAUUGACUUCGAAUGAUGUGGUAGAAGAAUCUGCUCCAGUCGAGCCUAUCUCUCGCAAGCUGUCCAAGAAGGAGAAGAGAAAGGCCAAGAAGCAAGGGAAGGAGGAACCUGCGGAUUCGGCUGCCGAGACUGAACAAUCAGAGGCUGUACCUUCCACCGAGUUGACUGAUACAGAAGAGUCAAGAGAAGUUGUGCCAGAGCCAGAAUUUGCCACGCAGGAUGCGCUGGUGGAUGCCCAUCGCGAACUUGGGUCAGAAAGCAUCGAAGAACCAUCUGCUCUCAAGCCUGAACAAUCCACUCAUGAAACAGAGGUACCGCGGCCAGAGGAAACCAAUGAUGAAGCUGUUGUCUCUCUGGACCCAUUCGAUGCGCUUUCACCCACCGAGCUGCCAGAUCAAGGUACUGAAGGAACUUUAGGUGGUAAUCCCUCCUCCGAAAGGGGACAAGAACAAGAGCAGGAGAUCGAAGCCAAGCUCUGGCGCCAGGCACUUGAAAAGGAAGCUGACCUCGAGGCUGCCGGCGAUUUGUUUGAAGACCGACCUCGAGAACCCGAGAAGAAUGCGCCUCUUUCCAAGAAAUUGUCAAAAAAGGAAAAGCGUAAGGCGAAGAGGGGCAUCGUGGAGGCUCCCCUGGAUCAAGAAGAGGAGCCUGCUCGGGAGCCCAUUUCCGAGGAACCUAAGAACGUGAAGUUGCCACCGCCAGCUCUUGAGCCGGAGGUCGAGCCCGAGACAAUUGCAGAGCCAAAGGCUCCCGUGGAGGCGCAGCCUGAGCCUGAGCUGGAACUUUCCAAGGAUAUCGACCUCACUUCAACUGAGCCUCAGUCUGUCGCCGAACAAAUUACAGAACCCGAGGUAACUGCUCCCGGGUCAGUUUUGGAGGAGCUGGAGACGCCGCUGUCGCGAAAGGCUUCGAAAAAGAAUGCCAAGAGAGCGAAGAAGGCUGCUGCACUUGCUCUAGACGAGGAGCCAACCGCCGAAAUUGCUACCGGCGACCAAGGGGCUGUUCUACUUGAGCCGGAAGAGCCUGUCAAAGCUCUACAGGCCGAUCUCCCUCAACCGACUAUGCGGGAGCUCAAUCAAGAUGAAGAUGAGUGGCCUUCGAUUGAAUGGGAGCAAAGCAAAUUGGAAAAGGCAGAGCCUGUGCAAGAGCAAUUCCCCGAAGCUGAGCCAAUUACUUCUGUGCCCGACGCAGAAACCAUCGGGGAAUUUGAUGAGUUUGCAAUUCCUGCGGCUUUGCAAGAAGCCAAGAAAGAAGCAGAGGAGCCAUUUGAGGAAGAAUCUUGGUCUAUGCCACUGAGCAAGAAAGACAAGAAAAAUGCCAAGAAGAACAAGAGAAAGGCAGAGCAGGCCACUCUGGUAGAGGAAUCUACCGAGGAACGCCCCCACAAGAUGAUUGAAUUGGCCUCUGAUGCCAAGCCAGAGCCAAUGGUGGAAGCGCCAGCCUCUAAGGAGAUCGAGACCGAGCCACCUUCCAGAAGUACCACUCCAGGGGGCUCCAAGAUUGCAACCCUCUUUCCUGGCUUGGAAAGAGGAGGUUUCCGGCGAACGGCCAUGAAAAAGGAUGCCCCGUCGGUAAAAGAUAGUGCUGAGGAAGAGACUGCAGCGGACCUGGAAGCGAAUCGCGACAUCGCGAUCCCCGCCGUCUUGGAAGCACUACCCCUAGCGACCACCGAAGCCAGAGCAAUCGCACAUACCAGCUUUGAGCUGCCUACGGCGAAGGAAGCUGCUUCUACGACUACACGACAAGAAUCUACUGCGGAGCCAGAGCUUCCGGUGUAUGGAAAGCGCUCUGUCGCAGAUGAAUUUCCUUCACCGGAGCAUCCUGCUUCGAAGGAGCGAUCCUCUAUGCUCUUCGGCUCGUCCCCGUCUACUCGGACUGAAGAGGCGUCUUCACCCCGGCACCUCCUGCCCUCGCAAAUGGAGGACGCCCAUGAUUCUCCCAGUGGACUACGCCGGUCACCAUCUGUGAUUCACGGGAAACAUCAACAUACUCCCCGGACGUGGAAUUUGGAAGAUCAAUCCAUGCAAGCCGUGAGCAAUCCAUCUCCGCCGCGGUCUCUCUUCGGGCCAUUCGAGCACGAUUCACUUUCUCGGCCCCGGACUCCACUCGACACGAUUGCGGAGCAAGAACCGGGGGACGGCCAGAAGACGACCACGGCUCGAUCCGGGACGCCCCGUCUGGAAAUCAAACCAGAGCACGUCCUGCCUCGACCGGUGACGCCAGUACGCAAGUUCACGGACAAUGCACUGGAGCGCAAGGCGUGGCCCACGCCCGAAAAUGCAAGUGGCAGCGGCAGCAGCCAGGACAAUCUGUCGAAAAUUUCAAAAUCGCCUUUGCAAACUCCCGAACUGGGAGCGCCAGUGCUGAAACCCAGCAGCAGUAAGGGAAAGCUCCGUCGCACGAAUCGGAGCACUAGCAGCGAUCUGCGGGCGACCAGUCGCGGACUAGACUCUCCCCAGCCACCCUCCGAUCUCGAUCAGCUUCCCUCUUCUUCCUCUUACGAUCCCGUCACCGACAAGGGCAAACGUCCUGUGCGAAACAUGUCGGACGUCUAUGAGGGUUGGGGGGAAACACCCAGCUCCCCGCGGUCGCCCAGCCGACCGCCUAGUGUCCGCCGCCGCCGCAGCAUGCAACACCUUCAAGACCUCGAAGGUCGACUUGAUCAACUCAUCUCUGAGAACCGCUUACUCAUCGCCGCUCGCGAUGAAGCUGAAGAUCGAUUGCGCAAUGCCAGCGUCGGUCGCCGAAAGAGCGAUCGAGCUCUGAAGAGCAGUGGCGCCGACCUGCGCGACAGGGAAGCCGAGGUGGAACAACUCAAGAAUUCAGUGGAAUGGUUCCAGAAGGAGAUGGGCCGUCUGACCCAGGAGAAUGAGGGGUUGGCGGCGUCCAAUGCUGCCCUCGCUGCCGCCCAUGCCGCCGAGGUCAGCCGGGUUCGCGAGACCUCCACGCGCGAACUAGACACCCUACGGUCGCAACAUGACGACCUGUCAUCAAACAUGGACGAUCGGGUCCGACAACAGAUUGAAGCGGCUUUGGCCCAAAAGGAUGCCGAAUUGCGCCGUCUUCGUGAAGAGCUCGAGGAGGCUCGCGAUAAGGUGAAGGAGCUACAACAACAGAUCGCCGCGUCAUUAACCGACAAUGCCCUUGUCUUCCGCGACGAGGAUUACUUCGACGCCGCGUGCCAGAAGCUCUGUGGCCAUGUUCAACAAUGGGUGCUACGUUUCUCCAAGCACUCCGACCACCGUCGCUGCCGGGCUCUGAGUGAGCUGCAGGACGAGAAGAUCGCCGAUCGCUUCGACAAUGCCCUCCUUGACGGCUCCGAUGCCGAUGCAUACCUCGCCGACCGCGUUUGCCGACGUGACGUAUUCAUGUCGGUUGUCAUGACCAUGGUCUGGGAGUACAUCUUUACCCGAUACCUGUUCGGCAUGGAUCGCGAACAGCGCCAGAAACUCAAGUCACUGGAAAAGCAAUUGGCGGAGGUUGGCCCUCGUCGCGCAGUGCAUCGCUGGCGCGCCACCACCUUAACCCUGCUGUCCAAUCGGCCUGCCUUUGCCUCUCAGCGUGAUAGUGAUACCGAAGCAGUGGCUCUAGAGAUCUUUGGCACCCUAUCGCGGGUCCUCCCUCCUCCUUCCCAGAAGGAAUCGCAACUACUCGACUCUUUGCGCAAGGUACUUCGUCUUGCCGUCAAACUGUCUUUGGAGAUGCGCACUCAGCUGGCAGAGUUCAUCAUGCUGCCGCCUCUGCAGCCUGAAUACGACACCAAUGGCGACCUGGCGCGCCAGGUAUACUUCAACGCCUCUCUUAUGAACGAGCGCAGCGGCGAGACCAGCUCCAACGACGAGUUGGAAUCUCAACAGGCCGUCGUGCGCAUCGUCCUCUUCCCUCUCGUUGUCAAGAAGGGCAACGAUGUCGGCGAGGGUGACGAGGAAGUCGUCGUCUGCCCUGCCCAGGUACUCGUUGCCCGCCCCAGCAAAGACAAGCGACUCUCGCGGAUGAUGAGCGGCGACCGCAUGUCGAUUGAUGGCGCCCGCUCCGUCCACAGCGUGGCACCUUCUAUUGCCCCGUCCACGAUGGACAUGAGCAAUGUGAUUUGA